Molecule: messenger RNA, 1079 nt
Organism: Andrographis paniculata
Lineage: Eukaryota; Viridiplantae; Streptophyta; Magnoliopsida; Lamiales; Acanthaceae
Product: PRA1 family protein B3
Exons: 1
Coding region: 99-728 (209 amino acids)
Biological process (GO): vesicle-mediated transport
Cellular component (GO): endoplasmic reticulum; Golgi apparatus
Source: RefSeq, a predicted model, not a curated record
AAUAAUGAAUCAAGUGCAGUGUGGAGUGGAGUGAGCAAAAGCUGAAUUUCCACGCCCAAAUUGAAAGAAAGCCUCGCUCCUCCUCCUCCAAAUCGGCUAUGGCGUCACCGCCGACGAUCCCUAUUUCCUCCCCCCAAUCGGAGCCCAUCGCUACUCCAGCGUUCCGAGCCUUCCUCUCUCGCCUCAACACCACCGUCCGCCACGGAUUCGCCCAGCGCCGCCCCUGGUGGGAGCUCCUGGACCGCUCCGCCUUCUCCCGCCCCGAUUCGCUCUCCGACGCCGUCUCUCGCAUCCGCAGAAACUUCUCCUACUUCCGCGUCAACUACAUCUCACUUCUCGCACUCUCGCUUGCCCUCUCGCUCAUCUCCCACCCUUUCUCCCUCAUUAUUCUUCUCUCUCUCCUCGCCGCCUGGCUCUUCCUCUACUCGUUCCGUCCGUCGGAUCAGCCGCUUGUGGUCGGGGGGCGUACGUUCUCGGAUCGUGAGGUGUUGGGGAUUCUCGUUGUAUCGACUAUUGUUGUGGUUUUCCUCACCAGUGUCGGUUCGCUGCUCAUCUCCGCCGUCCUCGUCGGACUUGCCGUGGUGUGCGCACACGGCGCUUUCCGCGUGCCUGAGGAUUUGUUUUUGGACGAACAGGAGUCGAAUAACGCUGGAUUCCUUUCGUUCAUAGGCGGCGCCGCCACUUCCGCCGCAGCCGCAGCUGCUCCUGCCGUUGCUUCGCGUGUCUGAUUUGGAUCUGCUCUCGACUCUAACGGUGCGAUUUUCAUUUGCAUACAGUAUUCCAAUUUUUUACUUGCUUGACCGAAAUAUAUAUAGAGAGGAAUUGCUUUGUUUCUAUGAUUUGGUGAUAUAUUAUGUCUUCUCUAUUUUGGUUAGGAAGAACUUGAUCGAUUUGCAGAUCUGUUGUAAUUCUUGCUUGCUAUAAGAGAUCCGAUUCUAUGCUUAAUCUCAGAUCUAGCGGUUGAUUUCCUUACGGAAUUCCCUCUCUAUGCCAAACUAUAGAAUUUUGUUCAAAGAUAUCAUCAAACAUGUUUAUAUAUAUUUUUUGGAAUAAUUCACACUAGAUUCAUUCUUUGAUCA